This is a messenger RNA of Cricetulus griseus (Chinese hamster), 3574 nucleotides long. NCBI's taxonomy places the organism in Eukaryota, Metazoa, Chordata, Mammalia, Rodentia, Cricetidae. The record is from RefSeq and is a predicted model, not a curated record.
UCUGGUGCUGUGUAACAUGUCCCUGAAGGCCUGGGAAUGGGAGGAAGACGGAAGAGCAAGCAUGGAGCCUGCCUCCUCCAUGGCUAGUGCUUACCAGUCAGCAAGCGAGUAUGAGACAGAUGAGUACCCGAAAUCCAGGACCCCAGCCCAGGAGUGGGACUCGGAGGACCAGUUCAGCAGCUUGGAAUCCUCGGAGGGGCCUCCCUGUUCCUUUAACACUGAUGUGCCCCAGGUUGUCCCCUGCAGAUUCGUUAUUUCACUGGCCUUCCCCGUGCAAUCGGGUCAAAAGGGAAAAGCUUCAAAUCUCAGUGAUAAAAAGAAAACCCCUAAACCAGACAACCGGGCAGCAAAGACUCGUCAAUUCUACCACAUUGAAUAUUUUUUCCUGCCCGAUGAUGUAGAACCCAAAAAAGUUGAUGUUGUGUUGUUUCCUGGUGUGGCCAAAGUGUUUCUGGAGUCAGGAAUAAAGACUGUGAAGCCAUGGCGAGAAGACGACAAAAUCUGGGUGUCAUGGAGCCAAACUUUUAAUGUCAACAUGACGAAGGAAUUAUUGAAGAAAAUAAAUUUCCACAAAAUCACUUUGAAGCUCUGGGACACCAGGGACAAAGUUUCUAAAAAAGUCAGGUACCAUCGGCUGAAGACAGCUACUUUCCUGGAAGACCCAGAAUCUUUCGAGGAAGUGAAGUUUUUGGUUUUAAGUCAGAAAAGGUUGUCUACAGUUGCCAAUGAAAAACCCAACAUUUUCCCCGAGGAGUUGAAGGAAGAGAAUAUACCAGGUGACCAAGAAAAACACAUAAAGUCUUCACAAGAGGCUGAAAUUGCUAAGAACGGCGAGGAAUGUGAGAAGUCCAUCAAGAUGGAGGACCCUUCUGUGCCUCGACGGACCCCCACAAAAACACCGAUUUCUUUGACUGGAACAACCAUGAUGGAGAUCAAGGAAAUCAUCGAGAAAGCGUCAUUGAGCAGCUUAACAAACCUGCUAGAAAAACAGAAGUCUCAAAUUAAAGGGAAAGAUUCAGAGACAAAGAAGAAAGCCCCAAAGAAAAUGAAGAAAUAUCAAACAGAGGAGGAGGCAGAACCGAAGCUGGCGGCUGCUUCCUGGAAGCCCAGCGUCUUCUCCAUCCAGCUGUCCAUCAUGCCACUCCUUGCUGGCUGGCAAACAGUCAUCAGCCGUGGCAGUGAGAAGUCUGCCAACAUUUUAGAUUGCUUUUUGACUUUAAAAACAGAAGUUCCUAUCAUGACUGAAGAGCAAAAACAAGAUCUGAACCCCCUGACCAUAAAGGUCAGGUGUGCUUCUUGCCUUCCAGUCUAUCCUGUAUCCAUUCGUGAACUGGAGAGGCUGUGUGCUCCUGUGUACUGCAGAUACCAGUUCCACACGACUCCAGUUCAUGAGACCAAGGGGGAGCCCCAUGGGACUCAUGUAUUUUUCCAGGAUAUCAAUGUCAUCUUUCUUGGGGCCAUGCACCCUAGUGACUUGAGGGAGUACCUUGAAGGGCCCCCUAUGGUGGUUGAAGUCCAUGACAGGGACCGAAAAUCAGAGCAGUAUUCCCGGAAGCCAACCCUGUUUGGAGAGGACUUUGUGGAUUCAUACUUCAAUCUCCAAGCUUUCAUCUCUCCCAAAGACACAGAGAAUAACCCCUUUGAGUCCCAGAACAAGAUGUGGGACCCUUAUGGGAUUGCCCGGGUCAGUUUUGCUGAACUCCUCCUUGGUCAUAAGUACUUGAACCUGGUUGUCCCCAUCCAUAACUGUGAGCCAAAGUUUGCCAGCCAGAGUCAGGAUAGCAGGAAGAGGUCUGUAGGGUACCGCACCCCCGCGGAGGUCCUCCAGCACAACUCAAUGCCCAUAGGCAACUACCUGGAAGCCAACUCUCUACUCAAGCUUCGAGUGGACAUUGCAGUGCCCCUGAGUUCUUGGUUCACAGCUCCUGAGCUUGACCUUAUGGGUACCCAGUUUGGCCGCAUCAUUUUUGUGUUCAACACCAAGAAGCUGGCCCUCCUACAGGACCUGCUGAAGGACAUCACCAAGAUCAAUGCCAAAGCCCUGGGCCUGGACAAUUAUCCCAUCCAGAAAAUGCAGCAGAUACUGUCAGCCUUCAGGGUACGUGUGAAGAUCCAAGAGCAGCAGAACCUAGAUGUCCUCACUGGCUUCCAUCUGCUGGAUGGAAGGAUCCACCUUUUUAUUCUAGAAGGCUUGGCAGAACAUGGCUUGAGGCAGCUGUGGGAAAGCUACCAGAGCAGGGUCACUACCUCCAAUCGUGUAGCAUGCAAGGUGCUGUAUGACUCCAGGUUGCUCUUCCGCCAUCGCCUGUAUGCUGACCUGGAGACCAUUCUGUACCAUGUGCAUUUGUUCAGGCCUGUGUCACUGCUUCUGCGGUACCCAGUGCUCUACAUUCGGGGGGCUGUGUCACGCAUGGCCUUUAAGGCUCUGGCCAGAAUCCAUGACAUCUGCCAUAACAGCACCAGGCUCAAGGAGGUGAUUAUGAGAGACCUGCUCCCUUCCUCCUCCAUGAUUAAAGACCUGAAUCAAGAGUUUGGGAUGCCCAUUUCCCAGGAGGAACUCAUAAAUGGAAAGAUGUUGACUGUGUCACCCCAGUCCCCUCCCAAUGAGGAGAACAUCCAACGUCAGACUUCUACUCUCCCAGAGGAGAUCCAGAUCCACCAGGAGAAGUACCUGCAGUGGCGGAACAACAUGCUGAGGAACCAAGUCCAUAAGUGUAGCCUUGUCCAGAAAAAUAUCACAGAAGCAUACCAGCUCACCAAAAAGCCUCUGAAAUCAAUGGUGAAGGCGAUUAGAAUUGCCAUUCCUGAGAACAAAGCUGUCCACAACUACAGUAUCCAGAGCCUGAACUCCACAGAGCUUGCUAAGAAGGAGAUGUUUAAAGAAAUGGCCAAGGAGCCCUGGAAGAGAUUCACAUAUUCACAGAAGUACUUGUCAGCUAUGGUGGAUCCGAAUGACCCAGAGGAAGAGGCGAAGAAAGCCCAGAAGAAGUCCCGCCAGGCCUGGCUCACAGCUAGUGGGUUCCAAACGUGGGGUCUCCAGAGCAGCAUUGGAUGCUACCAGCAGGAUUUUGGGCUGCCACCCGUCAAAGAACUAAAUGAGGAAUGGCAGGAAAAUUCACUGUUCACUGGCCUGCUGAAACCUGUAUUGGAUCGGGACAGGUGGAGCUGGAGCCAGCGACACCUGGACUUUGACCUGUACAAGAAGCCACCACUUUACCUUCAGGUGCCUUCUCUUCCACCUCCAAAGCCUGCAAUUGGUAGGAAACAGAAGGCAAGCAUCCAGUCUUCUGAAUGGCGCAGACAAAGUCGAGUCACAACAAAGUCACCUAGUUCCUGCGACAGUCUCUCUGUGCAUCUUCAAGACAUAAUAUCUCUGAAUGACCAUCAUCUGGCACUAGGGACCCAGUCUCACAUAACCUCUACUCCCCAUGAGUCUUCGGUGGGACCACAUCACCCAAGUUCUUCCUUUCCCAGCCGCUGGCUUCAUUAAAGCAUAGUAUGAUGAAGAAACUUAGCUCAGUUGUCAUGGCCCUGUUGCAAAUGCACUCUGGUUCCAAGAGCAAGUUGUUCAGUG